AUGUCUCUCCCAGCAGCAGCAUCCGCAAAUGCUGCGGCCUCAGCUAGAAGAAGGGGUCCCAACCUGAAUAUAGUGGUGUCGUGUCCAGAGUGCAAGGUUUACCCCCCCAAAGUCGCUGAGCGUUUUAGUGAAGGCGACGUUGUGUGUGCUCUAUGUGGUUUGGUACUUUCUGACCGUAUUGUGGACACCCGGUCUGAGUGGCGUACAUUUUCGAACGACGAUCAGAACGGUGACGACCCGAGUCGUGUUGGUGAGGCCUCUAACCCGCUUCUUGACGGUAAUCAUUUGUCUACGAGAAUAGGUCAAGCCCAAGGAAGUGACAUUAAACUCAUGAGAGAUUUGAACCGAGCUCAAAGCAAAAGUAUAGUAGACAAAAAAGACAAUGAACUACAAGCGGCUUACGCUAAGAUUACAAUGAUGUGCGAUGCCGCAGAAUUACCCAAAAUUGUAAAAGAUUGCGCAAAGGAAGCAUACAAGAUCUGCUACGAAGAGAGAGCACUCAAGGGAAAAUCACAAGAAAGUAUUAUGGCAUCUGUCAUUCUGGUUGGUUGUAGAAGAGCUGAAGUUGGCAGAUCUUUCAAAGAAAUCCUUUCCCUGACUAACGUUAAGAAGAAGGAAAUUGGUAAAACUUUUACAAUCAUAAAAAACAUUUUGAGAGAAAAGAACGCCAAUGGGUUUGCAAACAUUGAUACUUCGACAAUUUCCUCUGGCCAAACAUCUGCGGAGACUUUCAUUCCCAGAUUUUGCUCUCAUUUGGGACUUUCUGUCCAAAUUGCGAACGCUGCAGAAUAUAUCGCAAAACAUUCGAAGGACAUCAACGUCCUGGCAGGUAAGUCUCCAAUCACAAUAGCCGCGUCUGCAAUUUACUUGGCUAUUCAACUUUUCAAGGUGAACAUUUCUGCGACACAGGUCUCCCACACUCUGCAAGUCACCGAGGGUACGAUUAAAGGUGGUUACAAGAUCUUAUAUGAAUACAGACACAAGGUUGUUGACCCACAGCUAAUUUCUUCAGGGAAAAUUAAUCUGGAUAAUUUGUCCAAAAUUAGUGACAAAGGCGAAAAAGCUACCGAAUAG
This is a messenger RNA of Lachancea meyersii CBS 8951, 1074 nucleotides long. The record is from the annotation of a GenBank genome assembly. Lineage: Eukaryota; Fungi; Ascomycota; Saccharomycetes; Saccharomycetales; Saccharomycetaceae.